AUGUGCCAGAAGGUCUUCUAUACCUAUGCGUGCCAGCACGUUGAGUGCGUCACCUAUGACUGCAGCAAGAGUCGUGGUACCACAAGGUCUGGCUGCAUGAAGCGUGAACCAUCCGAGCACACCAAUCUCAAGGAUCAGAUCUGCCACGACUGCAACGAGAUAAUCCGAAGCAUAAGGCAGAAUCGCCAUGACAAUCACCCCGACGGCAGAGGUCGAUCGAGACACUGGGAGCAUCGGAUUCGCCAUUACGAGCACCUCAUGGACCGUGCUCAGACAAUCUUGGAUCAACAGCAGGCUUCCCAGGCUGAACAGAGGCAACAGUCGCAGCAGCCACAAACCCGCCCAGACCAGCAGUCUAUCUCGCCCAGUGGCAAGACCAUUCGCCCUCUGGAAUCGAACAAGUUGUCCAACAUAAAGCGCGAUGAAACCUUUGGCCUUGUCCCCAACACGCUAUACCAGCUCCAUGUGGCCCAGGACGCCUGGUUUGCGAUUCAGCGCAACCGAGAUGACCUUUGA
Molecule: messenger RNA, 516 nt
Organism: Colletotrichum abscissum
Lineage: Eukaryota; Fungi; Ascomycota; Sordariomycetes; Glomerellales; Glomerellaceae
Exons: 1
Coding region: 1-516 (171 amino acids)
Source: RefSeq, a predicted model, not a curated record